Messenger RNA from Vombatus ursinus (common wombat), 2302 nucleotides. RefSeq names its product leucine rich repeat containing 24 (gene LRRC24). The record is from RefSeq and is a predicted model, not a curated record. Gene Ontology annotation, molecular function: protein binding. The coding region runs from base 743 to 2302 and encodes 519 amino acids. NCBI's taxonomy places the organism in Eukaryota, Metazoa, Chordata, Mammalia, Diprotodontia, Vombatidae. The transcript is spliced from 5 exons.
CUGUUGUGAGGCUCAGAUAAGAUAACAAUCGUAAAACAUUUGGCACAGCACCUAGCACGUAAUAGGUGUUAAAUAAAUGUUAUCAUUAUUAUCACUCUCUCCUCUUGUUCUCUCUCUCUGUCUCUCCUCUCUCACACACUGCUGUCUCUGUGUGUCUCUAUCUCUCUCCUCUCCUACCCUCCCCCAGGUUGUAAAUAUGGCUAAGGAGUCAGAAGUGCCCUAUAAAAAUGGGGGUGGGAGCUGGGGCGAGCUCAGCUGCUGUGACCUGAGUCACCCAGUGAGUAGAGGAGGCCAGAAAUCAUCUCAGCGCUAACCUUCUGUGCCUCAGGGAGGUGCCUUCAUUACCUCCUUCACUCCCCAUUUCUCACAAGCUUCCUUUUGAAAGUCUUCUCAUCAUGGGGGCCAGUCUCUUAGCAAGCGCUUAAACAAUGCCCAGGUACAGACCCACAGUGGCCCGGGGAGCCUCCUGCUGGAAUCUGGCAAAUUCUAUCCACCUGCUACUCAGUUCGCCCUCUUUACCGCCCCAGGAGUCACUGAAUAUAAGCAUCUCCAGCAGCUAAGGAAAUCAUCUGUUUCUCUAGAAGCUUUCUGACCUUCAAACAGAAGGAUGGAGGUUGGGGAAAAGAUUGCUGCCUCAAAAGAAGGGUAUGGGAGGUGGCAGAUCUAGACUCGAUGGUGCUAGAGACAGGGACGGAAUCACAGCAACACCAGCCGUGGCCGAGGGGAGAAGGGAGACCAGGGAAUGAGUCCCGGAGCCGCCCUCCUCCCCAUCCUGAGCCUCCUGCUGCUCAGGGGCCAGGGCUGCCCCACCGCCUGUCGCUGCUACAGUAUGACUGUGGAGUGCGGCUCGCUGAGCCUACAGAAGGUCCCGCCGGGGAUUCCCCCCAUCACCCAGACGGUGUUCCUGCAGGACAACAGCAUUACUCAGAUUCACCAGGCAGACCUGGCCCCACUCUCAGGCCUGCAGUACCUCUACAUGCAGAACAACAGCCUGUGGGCCUUGGAGCCAGGUGCCUUCCUCCACCAACAGCAACUACUGGAGUUGGCCCUUAAUCGCAACCGCAUCCACCUGCUCAACAGCAGCCUCUUCAAGGGCCUGGACCACCUGCGGGUGCUCUACCUGGCCGGGAACCAGAUCACACGGCUCCUCGACUUCACCUUCUGCCAUCUGACGAGACUGCAGGAGCUGCAUUUGCAGGAAAACAGUAUUGAGCUGCUAGAAGACCAGGCCCUGGCUGGCCUCUCCUCCCUGGCUCUGCUUGACCUCAGCAAGAACCAGCUGAGCACCAUCAGCCGGGAUGCCCUGGUCCCUCUGGCCAGCCUGCAGGUGCUGCGUCUCACAGAGAACCCUUGGCGCUGUGACUGCGCUCUGCACUGGCUCGGGACCUGGAUCAAGGAAGGGGGUCAGAGGCUCCUCAGCUCCCUGGACAAGAAGAUUGUGUGCUCCGAGCCCCCACGCCUGGCCCACCAGAGCCUCCUGGACAUCUCAGGCAACAGCCUUAUCUGCAUUCCCCCCACAGUGCACGUGGAGCCACUGGAGGUGAUGGCCCGGCUUGGGGAUGACUUGCGAGUCUCCUGUCAGGCCUCCGGGUACCCCCAGCCUCUGGUCACUUGGAGGAAGGUGGCCCAGUCCCGAAUGGGGCUGCCGAGAGCCAGCGUCCGGUUGGUGGGUGGGGCCCCAGGGUUGAGUGAGGAAAGUUUAGGGGAGCACUUGGCCUCAGACACAGGGAGCGGGAUGCUUUCCCUCACCAACAUCACCAUGGCCCAUGCUGGAAAAUAUGAGUGUGAGGCCACCAAUCCGGGGGGCAGUACCCGGGUGCCCUUCCACCUGUUUGUGAACCUGUCCCAGCAGCAGCCGCCCCGGCCCCCGGCCCCGGCUUCGGGAGCCGUGAGCCGGGAGCCCCUGUAUGAGGCGGGCAGCAUGGACUUCCAUGCCCUGGGCACGGCCACACAGACGGCCAUAGCCGCCGGCAUCUCCCUGCUGGCCCUCACGGCCCUGCUCUUGACCAUCAUGAUCUGCAGAAAGCACCGAAAAAGGAAAAAAGCCAAACAGGAGGAGAGCGUCCUGUACGUCAACGACUACUCCGACGGCCCCACAACCUUCGCCCAGCUGGAGGAAUACCGGGACGAGCGGGGCCAUGAGAUGUUCGUCAUCAACCGAAACAAGCCCCUCUUCCCCACCUACGAGGAUUCCGAGGAGGGGCCGGCCGCUGGCCGCCCGGGCCUGGUCCCCAGCUCCGAGCCCCUCCAAGAGCAGGGUCUCUUAUUCCAGCCACAGAUUGCCUAUGAAAUCCACUGCUGA